Messenger RNA from Oryza sativa Japonica Group (Japanese rice), 1473 nucleotides. The record is from RefSeq and is a predicted model, not a curated record. Lineage: Eukaryota; Viridiplantae; Streptophyta; Magnoliopsida; Poales; Poaceae.
CACUACAAAACUAAACUGGUGCCUGAUCGAGCUAGGGUUUCGAUCAUCAGCCACUCCGCGCUGCAUCGCGAUGGGGCGACGAAAGCAGCAGCGUCAGGAGGCCGCCGACGACGACGACGUCUACGUCGCUAGAAAUCUUAGGGGGAUGCCGUGGUUAGUUUGGUUGCUUUUCGAGACGCCCUCCGGAUUCGCAAUAUUUUCCUUCAAUAGCUACAUCUUCGAAGAAGAGAAUGCAAUCGAGCACAUUUGGGCCAACUUCGUCAUGGACUAUAUAGCAAAAAAAUAUCUCUGGCUGAAACAAUUUCAAAAGUUUGAGGACAAGUCUGCUGCUAUUAAUUGUACUACUGGUCUUGGUGAAGAACUGAGAGAUAUGCUGAAGAUUUGGUGCCGUCGUGGGGAGAAGCUAAUGGUUGGAAGCCAAGAAUACAAAGAAAUAAUCGAAGCAGAUCAGGAGCUGAAGGGAGUAACAUGCCUGCAUAAUGAUUGUGAUGGAGGUGAUGUGGGGGAUCAAGAAUCUCAUGCACAUUUUAGUGCCUGAAGAACAAAAGGUGCUGACCAAGGAGGAGCGCCUCCCAAUCAACAAUGAUAUAGUGGAAACAGCUUGCUACUUAUAUCAUUGUGACUUUCUUGAAAAGAGGCAUUCCAAGGGCCUUCACAUGUCAGAUUAUCACCUUCUGAAAAUAUCUGGGUUGAACAGUUCCGAAUGGGAUACUAUGAAACUAGUAACUGCUCUGAAGAAGAUAACUCGCCCUGGAGAAGAAAUUGAGCACCCCCCUGAGAUGUUUUCAUCAGAUGAGCUAUUAAAGAUAGAGAAAGAUGCAGAUAAAUACAAGGAUAAGAUCUAUAAGACAGCUGUCUCUGAGAUCUGGAAUGACUUAGUGUGUUCUUACAGUAUCAAGAAGGAAAAGCUGAGACACAUGCAAUUCUUGGUUGAGGCGGCGGAGGGAGGUCAAUCAAACUGGUAAUGAUUGAGGUGUUUCACCAUUGAAGAAAUUUCCUUAUUACUCCCUCCGUUUUUAGAUUGUAAGACUUUUUUGCAUUGCUCAUAUUCAUUUAAAAGUUAAUGAAUCUAUACACAUAUGUAUAUGCCUAAUUCAUAAACAUCUAUAUAAAUAUGGGCAAUGCUAGAAAGUCUUACAUUGUGAAACGGAUGAAGUAUGAUGUAAUAUAGCUGGUUGCUGGUUUAAACACAGUUGUGAUGUAUGGAGAAUGGAGCAAAAAUUUGAACAAUUGGGGUUUUAAUUAGCCGUAUUAUCUAGGCAGACAUAGUUCUGUUAUUUUGGCGACCUAUCGUUAUUGGUUACUUCCUCUGUUUAAGGUUAUAAAACUUUCUAGUAUUGCCCACAUUUAUAUAGAUGUUAAUGAAUAUAGGCACACAUAUAUGUCUAGAUUCAUUAACAUACAUAUGAAUAUGGGCAAUGAUAGAAAGUCAGCUUGUUGAUAAAAAAUAUUGUUCUUAGAUAGUUGGAUUCC